Messenger RNA from Eruca vesicaria subsp. sativa (arugula), 1845 nucleotides. Lineage: Eukaryota; Viridiplantae; Streptophyta; Magnoliopsida; Brassicales; Brassicaceae. The record is from the annotation of a GenBank genome assembly.
AUGGCCAUAAAAUCAAGUUCUGCCGAUAACAAAACAAGAAGCUCUGUUCAGAUCUUCAUUGUCUUCAGCUUAUGUUGCUUCUUCUACAUUCUCGGAGCAUGGCAACGAAGCGGCUUCGGCAAAGGAGACAGCAUAGCUCUCGAGAUGACAAACAGUGGAGCUGACUGCAACAUCGUCCCAAGCCUAAACUUCGAGACACAUCAUGCAGGAGAGUCAAGCAUCUCUGGUGCCUCAGCAAAGGUUAAAGCUUACGAGCCUUGUGAUGCUAGUUACACUGAUUACACUCCCUGUCAAGACCAGAGGCGUGCGAUGACUUUCCCUAGAGAUAGUAUGAUUUACCGUGAAAGGCAUUGCGCUCCAGAGAGUGAGAAGCUUCAUUGCCUUGUGCCUGCUCCUAAAGGAUAUGUUACACCUUUCUCUUGGCCUAAGAGUAGAGACUAUGUGCCUUAUGCUAAUGCUCCGUACAAGGCUUUGACUGUUGAGAAGGCUAUUCAGAAUUGGAUUCAGUAUGAGGGUGAGGUUUUUAGGUUCCCUGGUGGUGGGACUCAGUUCCCUCAAGGUGCUGAUAAGUAUAUUGAUCAGCUUGCGGAGGUGAUACCUAUGGGGAAUGGAACUGUUAGGACUGCUUUGGAUACUGGUUGUGGGGUUGCAAGCUGGGGAGCAUACUUAUGGAGUAGAAACGUGCGUGCAAUGUCUUUUGCACCAAGAGACUCCCACGAGGCUCAGGUUCAGUUUGCUUUAGAGAGAGGUGUUCCCGCUGUUAUUGGUGUUCUUGGCACCAUAAAGUUGCCAUACCCAACACGGGCUUUCGACAUGGCUCAUUGCUCUCGUUGUUUGAUUCCAUGGGGAGCAAAUGAUGGGAUGUACUUGAUGGAAGUUGACCGUGUGCUUAGACCCGGUGGCUACUGGAUUCUGUCUGGUCCUCCAAUCAACUGGAAAAUCAACUACAAGGCAUGGCAACGUCCCAAGGAAGAGCUUGAAGAGGAACAAAGAAAGAUUGAGGAAGCUGCUAAGCUUCUUUGUUGGGAGAAGAAGUAUGAGCACGGAGAGAUCGCCAUUUGGCAGAAGAGAGUCAAUGAUGAUGCAUGCCGUUCAAGACAAGAUGAUCCUAGAGCCAACUUCUGCAAAACUGAUGACACCGAUGAUGUCUGGUACAAGAAAAUGGAGGCAUGUAUUACACCGUAUCCAGAGACAAGUAGCUCAGAUGAAGUGGCUGGAGGAGAACUUCAGGCUUUCCCUGAUAGGCUCAACGCAGUGCCGCCUAGGAUCUCUAGCGGUUCCAUCUCUGGUGUGACGGUUGAUGCUUAUGAAGAUGAUAACAGACAGUGGAAGAAACAUGUGAAAGCCUACAAGAGAAUCAACAGUUUACUUGACACAGGAAGGUACCGUAACAUCAUGGACAUGAACGCAGGGUUUGGUGGAUUUGCUGCUGCUCUCGAAUCACAAAAGCUUUGGGUUAUGAAUGUUGUCCCCACCAUUGCUGAAAAGAACAGACUUGGAGUUGUAUAUGAACGAGGACUCAUUGGAAUCUACCAUGACUGGUGUGAGGCUUUCUCUACAUACCCAAGAACAUAUGACUUAAUCCAUGCAAACCACCUCUUCAGUUUGUACAAGAACAAGUGCAAUGCGGAUGAGAUUCUUCUGGAAAUGGAUAGGAUACUCCGUCCAGAAGGAGCAGUUAUAAUCAGGGACGAUGUUGACACAUUGAUCAAGGUGAAGAGAACCAUAUCUGGAAUGAGAUGGGACUCGAAGCUGGUUGAUCAUGAGGAUGGUCCUUUAAUUAAUGAGAAGGUUUUGAUUGCCGUGAAGCAGUAUUGGGUCACCAACUCUACCUCCUCUAAGUGA